Sclerotinia borealis F-4128 is the source of this 3312-nucleotide messenger RNA. NCBI's taxonomy places the organism in Eukaryota, Fungi, Ascomycota, Leotiomycetes, Helotiales, Sclerotiniaceae. The record is from the annotation of a GenBank genome assembly.
AUGAUAGACGAUGAAGAAAAAGAACAAUAUCCUCGCCGAAUCCACUAUGCCGAUGUGGAAUCUGGAGUGAAAGUAUCAUCACCCUUGGAGCGAGGUAACUCAAGAAGAAGCUCAGUCGAUCAUGAUAGUCUGAGUAUUCGACCUCAUAGACGAUCAUCGAUUGAAUUGUCAAUGGCACUUCCUAUCCAGUACAGAACAGUAUCAUUUCAGAUUGCAGGAUCACAAGAAAAGAAUGCGGCAGAAGUUCAGCUUGCGAAGAAAUCAGCAGCCAAAGCGCUUGCUGAUUUGGAAUGGCAUACCAUCACACCUGACGAGGUUCUAAAGCGAUUAUCAACUUCGACAUCUCAAGGCCUCUCUAAAGAGCAAGCAAACCGGAGACUAUCACAAUAUGGAAAGAAUGCGCCAUCUCAUCCUCCCAGCCAUUUGUUUCGGACUCUAUUCGGAUACUUCUUCCGAGGAUUUGGAUCUAUUCUUCUUGUUGGCGCUAUUCUCGUUUUUGUUUCCUGGAAACCUCUCGGAAACCCGCCUGCACAAGCAAACUUAGCACUUGCUAUUGUCCUCUUGGCAGUAUUCUUCAUACAAGCAGCUUUCAAUGGCUGGCAAGAUUGGUCUUCAUCUAGAGUCAUGGCUUCAAUUACGACUAUGUUGCCUGGCAACUGUUUGUUGUUGAGAGAUGGAGCUCGUGUGACUGUGGUUGCUAGCGAAAUUGUUCCUGGAGACGUUCUUUACAUCAAAGCGGGUGAUAAGCUUCCUGCUGAUGUACGAUUCGUCGAAAUAUCUUCGGAUGCAAAGUUUGAUCGUUCUAUUUUGACCGGCGAGUCACCUCCACUUUCUGGUAUGGUUGAUAAUACAGAUGAAAAUUAUUUAGAGACAAAAUGUAUCGGACUGCAAGGGACUCAUUGUAUUUCUGGAAGCGGUAUCGGUAUUGUUGUUGCUACUGGUGAUACAACAGUCUUUGGAAGGAUUGCCCAACUAACCAACACCCCCAAAACUGGCAUGACUACUCUCGAACGAGAGGUUUUCAACUUCGUCUUAGUAAUUGUUUCCAUCAUGGUAACCAUGAUAGUUCUUGUUAUCAUUAUAUGGGCAGCAUAUUUGAGGAAGUCACACCCCGAUUGGAUAAAUGUACCAACUCUAAUCGUGGACUGCGUUUCUGUUGCCAUUGCAUUCAUUCCCGAGGGUCUUCCUAUUGCUUUGACGGCAUCACUCACUAUCACUGCGAAUCUUAUGCGCAAGAAUAAGAUUCUUUGUAAAUCGUUGAAGACAGUGGAGACCCUAGGUGCAGUCAGUGUCAUUUGUUCAGACAAGACAGGGACUCUGACGAAGAACAAAAUGUUCGUUACAGAAUGUGGUAUGGGAACCAACAGUAUGACGCCACAAUCAGCUAGAGAUGAGAUGGUCUCAAGUGGUCGAAAUGACACUGCGAUCUCCCAAAUGAGACUGAUUGCUGGACUUUGCAAUUUUGGAGAGUUUGAUGCCGGUACAAUACAUCUUCCACUUUCCGAGAGAAUAAUCAACGGUGAUGCUACCGAUCAAGCUGUGUUGCGAUUUUCCGAGUCACUUGGGCCCGUUUCCGAACUUCGAAACAUGUGGCGAAAAACCUUCGAAUUGGCUUUUAAUAGCAAGAACAAAUACAUGAUACAAACUCUAGCACUCACCGAGGCUGCAGGUCUAGCUUAUGCUCUACCUGACGAAGAAGCGGCAGUGUUUGGCUCAGAUGACACCCUCUUAACCAUUAAAGGUGCUCCAGAUAUUUUGAUUGAGAGAUGCUCAAGAUAUACAACUAUUAAUGGCGACUCUAAGGCUCUUGACGACGAUGUACGUACGAAAAUCGAUGAAAUAAAAAAUGGUUGGUCGGCAGAAGGCAGACGUGUCAUAUUAUUGGCGCGAAAGACAAUCAAGAAAGACGAACUACAAUCAACUCCAGAUUCAAGCCGCUUUGAAAACGAGAUAUCAUCACACGCAAGAUCUAGUCUUACAUUGGUAGCUCUACUUGGUAUUGUUGAUCCUCUUCGCGAUGAGAUACCUUCAGUUGUUUCGAUCUUGAGACGAGCUGGAAUUCGAAUGUUUAUGGUAACUGGAGAUUUUGCAUUAACCGCUCAAGCAAUUGCCACCGAAUGUGGAAUCAUCACCAAUCCACCGAACAUGGUGAAAGAUAUCUCUUCUCUCUCGCGGGAUAAGAUCAUUUCUGAAUCAGAUUCUCAAUCUGAAAAUGAAAACAAAGAUGCAAGCAUCACGCCUCCAAUGAAGUCCAUUGUUCUCAGCGGUCCAGAAAUGAUUACGCUCAACGACAACCAAUGGGAGCAACUAUGCAGAUACGAUGAGAUCGUCUUCGCACGCACCACUCCCGAACAAAAACUACGAAUUGUGCGGGAGUUUCAAAAGCGCGAUGAAAUUGUUGCGAUGACUGGUGAUGGUGUCAAUGAUGCACCUUCUCUCAAAGCUGCCGAUAUUGGGAUUGCGCUUGGAAGUGGUUCGGAUAUAGCUAUUGAGGCUGCCGAUAUGGUUCUCCUCGAAUCAUUCAGUGCUGUUGUCGAGGCAGUUCAAUACGGAAGAGUAGUCUUUGAUAACUUGAAGAAAACCAUCGCGUAUCUGCUACCUGCUGGAUCAUUUUCUGAGUUCUGGCCUGUUAUGACGAAUGUCGCGUUUGGUUUACCGCAGAUAUUAUCCUCGUUUCUUAUGAUCAUUAUUUGCUGUUUCACCGAUUGCGCCGCCGCCACAGUCUUAGCAUACGAAGCCCCAGAAGCCGACGUACUUCUCCGCAAACCGCGAAAUACCAAGACAGAUCGACUAGUGGACUGGCAAUUAAUCCUUCAAGCCUAUGGCUUCAUUGGUGUCAUUGAGACACUAUCAUCGUUUGCAAUGUCAUAUUGGUAUUUAGAACGUAGCGGAAUCCCAUUUAAGGAUCUUUGGUUCAAAUAUGGAAGUCUUCCGGCGAAUAUCGAUCAAGAUUAUGCCAAUGCACGACUUGCUGAAGCUUCGAGUAUUUAUUUUGUUAAUCUUGUGGUUAUGCAAUGGUUUAGUCUCAUGGGCCUCCGCACCCGCCGUCUCAGUAUCUUCCACCAUCCACCCGCCUUCAACAAAGCCACGCAAAACCUGUACAUUUUCCCAGCCAUUCUUUUCGCAUUAGUAAUGGCAAUUUUCUGGCUUUAUAUUCCCCAGUUACAGAGUGUGUUGGGUACAAGUAGUGUACCUGCUGAACACUUUUUCCUACCAGCGGCUUUUGGAUUGGGUAUACUGUUUUUGGAUGAGGCGAGGAAGCGGGGGGUGAGGAAAUGGCCAGGCAGUUGGUUGGGGAAGAUGGCUUGGUAG